AUGGCUCUAGAAUGGGCAAUCUUAACCUACGCCACGUCUGCUGAAGCCAUCAUGAUCAUCCUUUUGACGAUGCCAGGACUAGACUUUCUCCGUAAGGGACUGACCGUAGUCACUCGUAAUGUCUUGAAACCGUUGUUGUCGAUCAUCCCUUUCUGUCUAUUCCUCCUCAUAGAUAUCUACUUCAAGUACGAGACUAGACCUUCAUGCGAUGGAGAUUCUUGCACCGCUACUGAGCUCCUCCGUCAUCAGAAAUCUAUCUUGAAGUCCCAACGUAACGCCCUCCUCAUCGUGUCGGCUCUGGUUUUCUACUGGAUUAUUUGCAACGUUUUGAAUAUGGUCGUCAGGAUCGAGAAGCUUAACCAGAGGCUCAGAAGGAACCAAUAG
Molecule: messenger RNA, 384 nt
Organism: Capsella rubella
Lineage: Eukaryota; Viridiplantae; Streptophyta; Magnoliopsida; Brassicales; Brassicaceae
Exons: 1
Coding region: 1-384 (127 amino acids)
Biological process (GO): endoplasmic reticulum to Golgi vesicle-mediated transport; intracellular protein transport
Cellular component (GO): endoplasmic reticulum membrane; endoplasmic reticulum
Source: RefSeq, a predicted model, not a curated record